GAUGUGGAUGAGAAAAUAAAAUAAAAAAUAAAAAAAUCCAUCAAAUUUAAACCACUCAAAAAUUAUUUUGAGGUUCUAAUGGCGGUGUCUUUUGGCCUUUUCUAAUUUAUUUUUUUUCCCAUUUUCCACUUUUUUUCCACUUUUUUCUUUUCCAGAUUUAUUCGCCGUGGACGAGGUUGUCGGUGCUUUUGUUUUUUCUCCGGCAAUAUGGUCAGCAUCAUGAACGUUGAUAGAAAAAUUAGUAGUGAAGAUGAGUAUAUUAGGAGACAUCAUAGACAUGAUGUUAGAGAUAAUCAGUGUAGUUCAUCACUUGUAAAGCAUAUUAAAGCUCCUGUUCAUAUUGUUUGGUCAUUAGUGAGGAGGUUUGAUCAACCACAAAGGUACAAACCAUUUGUUAGCAGGUGCAUCGUGCAAGGGGACCUUGAAAUCGGAAGUGUUAGAGAGGUGAAUGUUAAGUCCGGACUCCCAGCUACCACAAGCAAGGAGAGGUUAGAGCUUCUAGAUGAUGACAAGCACAUUUUUGGUGUAAAGAUCGUAGGUGGAGAUCACAGGCUUAGGAACUACUCAUCAAUUAUCACUGUUCACCCGGAGGUCAUUGACGGAAGGCCUGGAACAAUGGUAGUCGAGUCAUUCGUGGUGGAUGUACCAGAUGGGAAUACUAAGGAUGAAACUUGUUACUUUGUCGAGGCCCUCAUUCGGUGUAACCUCAAAUCACUAGCUGAUGUAUCAGAGCGCUUAGCCGUGCAGGGCCAUAUGGAGCCUAUCGACAGAAUGUAGGUUUACAGCUUUCAUCAUUUUGCUCAAGUGUGCAAGGAUUUGAUUAGAAGGCGAGUAAGAGUGACCGGUACUUAUGCCGGUCCUUCUCGAUCUCAGAAGUAUAUAUAUAUCUAUAUCUAUAUCUAUAUCUAUAUCUAUAUAUAUAUAUGUGUGUUCAUGCUUCCUCUUCAUCGUCUGUAAGGUCAUCGCGGUUUGUAAAAUGCAAUCAGUCUAUUUCAUAAUGUGAAGAACCAGCCAUGCUGUUUGUGGCUGUGUGUGAAUUGAGCUUGGGUUGUAAAUAUCUAUGCUCAUUAAGGUGCUGUUUCUUGUUAUAGGAUCAUUGUUGUGUGGUUAUGACACACUAUAAGCUUGUGUAUCUUUUGAUUUUGGUGUGUUAAUAUGUACUAGAAACAGUAUUUGGUAUAUUAAAAAUAGAGUGCUUGCUUUU
Molecule: messenger RNA, 1204 nt
Organism: Solanum stenotomum
Lineage: Eukaryota; Viridiplantae; Streptophyta; Magnoliopsida; Solanales; Solanaceae
Product: abscisic acid receptor PYL3-like
Exons: 3
Coding region: 208-777 (189 amino acids)
Biological process (GO): abscisic acid-activated signaling pathway
Cellular component (GO): cytoplasm; nucleus
Molecular function (GO): abscisic acid binding; signaling receptor activity; protein phosphatase inhibitor activity
Source: RefSeq, a predicted model, not a curated record